Messenger RNA from Aspergillus wentii DTO 134E9, 1833 nucleotides. Its product is annotated as ubiquitin carboxyl-terminal hydrolase family protein. Gene Ontology annotation, biological process: protein deubiquitination; spliceosomal complex assembly; mRNA processing. The record is from RefSeq and is a predicted model, not a curated record. The transcript is spliced from 2 exons. NCBI's taxonomy places the organism in Eukaryota, Fungi, Ascomycota, Eurotiomycetes, Eurotiales, Aspergillaceae. Gene Ontology annotation, molecular function: zinc ion binding; cysteine-type deubiquitinase activity. Bases 1 to 1833 code for a protein of 610 amino acids.
AUGUCAAAAAGACAAGCGGAGCUGUCGCUGGAAGAGCACGAUCCCGCCCUGGGCUCACCUGCCUCCAAAAAGGCCCGCGUGGAGGAAGACUUGGAAGAAAACGAUCCCCGCAAUGGAGCAGUACCUGCGCAACGAGCCAGCGACCAGGAACUGGAACAGCAUGACCGCAAAGGACAGAAUGUUCUUGGAGCAUCGGAUAGUGAGGGAGAGGUGUUGAAUGAAGCCGUACAGGAUGAGUCCGAGUCGUCCGACAUCGACGACGAUACACCAGCGCUCGCGGCCCCGAAACGCCAAACUCAGCCCAUGGAAGGUUAUAGCGACUUGUACCUCGACACGAUCAAUCGCGGGGUGCUUGACUUCGACUUUGAAAAGCUUUGCUCGGUCACUCUAUCGAAUAUCAACGUGUAUGCUUGUUUGGUGUGUGGCAAAUAUUUCCAGGGAAGGGGGCCCAAAUCGCAUGCCUAUUAUCACGCCCUCGAAGUUGGACACCACGUCUUCAUCAAUAUCGGAACAAAGAAGGUCUUUGUUUUGCCAGAGGGAUAUGAAGUCAAGAACAAGAGUCUGGAUGAUAUCAAAUACGUGGUCGAUCCACACUACAGCAAGGAAGAUGUCGGCAAACUCGACAAGGAGGUUCAUGAUGCAUGGGAUCUCGCUGGAUCCCGUUAUAGACCUGGGUUUGUUGGCAUGAACAAUAUCAAAGCUAACGAUUACCUGAACGUCGUGGUUCAGCUCCUGGCACAUGUCUUCCCUAUUCGUAAUUUCUUCCUACUGCAUCAGUUCCCGGUCCCUGGAACACCGGAGCUGGUGCUUCGCUUCAGUACAUUGGUGCGGAAGCUUUGGAACCCGAAAGCUUUUCGAUCACACGUGUCUCCGCACGAAUUGCUGCAAGAAAUUGCACUGCGGUCGUCGAAGCGCUUCACUCUUACCCAACAGUCGGACCCGGUUGAGUUCCUCUCUUGGUUCCUGAACAAUCUGCACCUCUCCCUGGGAGGCUCCAAAAGGCCGUCUUCUACCCCUACAAGUGUAAUCCAGGCAGCUUUUCAAGGGCAUCUCCGAAUUGAAAGUCAGGCAAUCACAGCGCAUUCGGAUACCCAGAACGCUCGUUUGGUGUUUACCGAGUCAGGCACCAUCAAUAACCAAGUCACUCCGUUCCUCAUUCUCACCCUUGACUUACCACCCACACCUCUUUUCCAAUCCUCAAACCGCGAAUCCAUCAUUCCUCAGAUUCCUUUGACAACAUUGCUGAACAAGUACAACGGCAUCACUGCAUCAGAGAAACUUGCUCAGCGUGUCCGACACCGCUUGCUACACCCCCUUCCUCCUUAUCUUUUCUUCCACAUCAAACGUUUCAGCAAGAACCGAUUUGUUUCCGAACGCAACCCCACCAUUGUCACCUUUCCAUCUCCUCGUUCCCUCGACAUGUCCCCCUAUGUGGAACCAAACCCAAACAUCUGGCCUCCGGGAGAGCCUAUUCUGUACGACCUUGUUGCCAACGUCAUCCUCGACCCCUCUGUGGCAGCACCAGGAGCGGCCGAAGAUGCGGCCGACAAAGGCGUCAACGCGGCCUCGGGGGCAUCUGGGGCUGGCGCGGGUAGCGAAAAGGUUUCCUGGCUUGUCCAGCUGCACGACAAAGCGGUGGGGGCAGAGAACCAGCGACAACAGAGCGAACGUGGUGGUGAGCCCCGCGGACCAGAAUGGCUUGAAAUUCAGGAUCUGUUUGUCAAGCGGGCCGAGAGCGAGACUUUAUUCACGCGAGAAGGAUACCUUAUGGUCUGGGAGCGCCGAAAGGUUCCUGGCAAGUCGAACAAGGGGAAGAAGCCGGCUGGAAAGUAG